Messenger RNA from Fraxinus pennsylvanica, 675 nucleotides. NCBI's taxonomy places the organism in Eukaryota, Viridiplantae, Streptophyta, Magnoliopsida, Lamiales, Oleaceae. The record is from the annotation of a GenBank genome assembly.
AUGGGCUCUGGUCGCCGAUGGGCUGUGGAAUUCACCGAUAAUUCCAGUUCCCCUUCUUCCCGCGAUAUCCCGGAUCCACCUGGAUUCACCCGUGGCGCUCAUGACCAGGAUGAUUUAUCGGUUAGUAAACAAAAGAAGGAUGCUGAAGCUAGUUGGAAAGCCCAGAAAGCAUGGGAAGUUGCACAAGCACCUUUUAAGAACUUGUUCAUGAUGGGCUUCAUGAUGUGGAUGUCUGGAAGUACAGUUCAUCUCUUUAGCAUCGGCAUAACUUUUUCAGCUCUUUGGCAGCCGAUAAAUGCUCUUCGAGGGGUUGGGAAAGUUUUCGAGCCUUACAAGGACAAUAAAGUGGAUCUCCUACUGCCAAAAUUAGUCUUUAUCGCUCUUAAUUUGGUUGGUUUAGGAUUGGGGGUCUGGAAGCUUAAUACAUUGGGUCUUCUUCCAACUCAUGUAUCAGACUGGGUCUCAUCCUUGCCUCCUGCUCAGUGUAUCCAUUCUGAAGAAAUCAAGCUUCAAUUUACAAUCAAGUUUAACUACCCAAAGUUUCUUCUUGGGGACUUAUAUACAACUGGAAUGGUGAGGCUGUGCUGUGAUCAUGGUUUUCAAGUAACACUAACAAAUUUGAAGCUUUUGUUGCGUAAUUUAGUGAAAAGUUCCACUGUUUUGAAGAGAAAAUGA